Brassica oleracea var. oleracea is the source of this 677-nucleotide messenger RNA. RefSeq lists its product as uncharacterized. The coding region runs from base 108 to 539 and encodes 143 amino acids. The record is from RefSeq and is a predicted model, not a curated record. The transcript has 4 exons. NCBI's taxonomy places the organism in Eukaryota, Viridiplantae, Streptophyta, Magnoliopsida, Brassicales, Brassicaceae.
GAACCGGUUCUAUUACGAUGUAGUUGAAAUAAUCUCCGGUUUGACAGAACCGUCUUUACUUAUCUCAAUCGGAAACAAUCAAAUCGUCGUCGUCUCCUUGAUCGGGAAUGUUGCCUCUGAUGAGGGAAGGAGGAAGGAUGGCGGGAGGAUCUGAGAGAAAGACGAUACUAGUGGGUCUGGUUCUAGCCCUUGUUCUUGGCGUCGCUGUUUACUUAAGGCUGUGGACAAUCGAUUACACUCUAUCGUCUGACGACACAGAACGCUUAAGGAGACAGUUUGAUUUGGCGAAUAGGGAAGCAGUGGAUGAAUCUGCAGAAUGGCGGAGAAUGUUUGACAGUGAAGCUGAGAAGGCUUCUAAGUGUAACUCAGAGCUGGCACUGAUGAAAGAGUCGUCUGGGAAUGGAAACGCGUUUACUCUCAAUCAAAAGCUAGAGUCAUUACAUAAGGAUAAUGCGGCGUUGCUCGGUGAGAUAGAGACAUUAAAACAAGAGCUGGAAGCUUCAAGGUUAAAGUGCCGUUCAAGACAGGCACCCCGUUAGAUUAGUUUUCGUGAUAGACAUCCUCAGACUCCUGUCUUUAGUUUUUGCUCAUGUUUAACAGUUGUCCUAUACGAUUUGUAGGCUCUUUCUUGGAAUAUGUACUAGCAAUACCUGUAAUAUACACCACCGUUUUCGUCA